GGUAAAGGAAUAAAGAAGCACAUGAAGAGAGUGAAUGCGCCCUCGCAUUGGAUGUUGAACAAAAUGGGCGGCCAGUAUGCGCCCAAAACGAGUAGCGGUCCCCACAGGCUCAUCGAAAGUAUCCCCCUGGUAAUUUUGUUACGAAACCGACUGAAGUAUGCCUUAACGUUUGACGAAGUGAAAAUGAUAUUAAUCCAGAAAAUUGUAAAAGUGGACAACAAAAUAAGAACCGAUUGCACAUUCCCUGUUGGUCUUAUGGACGUUAUUCAUAUAACCAAAUCGAACGAAUAUUUUAGACUCUUGUACGACAUUAAAGGAAGAUUUGUCCCCCAUCGUAUUACCAAUGAGGAGAGCAAAUAUAAAUUGUGCAAGGUGAAAAAAAUGAUUUUGAGAAAAGGACGAUUAUCCAUUGCUGUUACGCAUGAUGGUAGGAGCAUUCCAUACAUACACCCAGACGUUAAGGUAAACGAUACGGUUCGAUUAGACUUAGAAACCGGGAAAGUGCUGGAACAUUUAAAAUUUCAAAUCGGUAGUAUGGUUAUGGUCACAGCUGGACACAGUGUUGGAAGAGUUGGUAUCAUUUCCUCUAUUGAUAAGAACAUAGGAACGUAUGAUAUUAUUCACGUGAAGGACUCCAGGGGAAAAAUAUUUGCCACUCGUUUGAGCAACGUGUUUGUCAUUGGGGAUAAUUCGAAGCCUUAUAUCAGUUUACCCCGUGAGAAGGGAAUCAAGUUGGACAUCAUUGAGGAGAGAAGGAACAAGCUGAAGGCACAGAAUAACUAG
Plasmodium cynomolgi strain B is the source of this 783-nucleotide messenger RNA. Its product is annotated as 40S ribosomal protein S4. Lineage: Eukaryota; Apicomplexa; Aconoidasida; Haemosporida; Plasmodiidae. The record is from RefSeq and is a predicted model, not a curated record. Gene Ontology annotation, molecular function: RNA binding; structural constituent of ribosome. The transcript has a single exon. The annotation marks the transcript as partial. Gene Ontology annotation, cellular component: cytosolic small ribosomal subunit; ribosome. Gene Ontology annotation, biological process: translation.